AUGUCGAACGAUGCACGGAGCCUGCCCCAGGGCACAGCCAGCGCUUCACACAUGAUGAAGGUAACGAAGCGUGGGCGACCGUUCCUCAAGGACACACUCGACCUCUUUGCCACGCUCAUUGUGUCGCUCGACCUUGUUACGCACAAGCAGUUCUUCAAGAGCUUUCCCUAUUCAUUUACGACCGACGAAGCCGCCCAGAACCUCGCCUCGCUCAAAUUCUCCCAGUCCAAUCGAGGCCCGGACCCGAGAGACCCCUCGCGGAUCGUGACAACGACGACGACAACGACAUUCAGCAUGACCCGCGAGAUGGCCAAGGCCAUGUCACAGCACUUUAUGGAUGCCCGUCUUAUCGAAAACGCCGCGGACCGCACCUCGAAUCUCUUCAAGGAGCGUGGGGUCUAUGUGGUCACCCCCAAGGGUCUCCAUGUCCUCGAGCGAUUUAUAAUCAAGAACGGCAUCAAUGGCGACAAUCUCGUCGGUGUAUUCGAGAGCCAGCCUGUCUGCAUGAAGCUUCUCCAUCUCGAGCGACGUCCAAUCGACGAUGAAAUCAUCAUUUCGCAGCCCGUGAUCACCGCUCUCUUCCGUCGCUUUGUCGGCCGUCAGCCUAAUUACAUGCCCGACGUGGCCCCUGGCCAGAUGGACCCCACUACCGAGUACAACGAGCGUGCCAAGGGCAUGCCCCUCAUCGAUGUCCAAGAGCGUCUUCCACAGAUGAUCGGCAAGGCUCCGCUCCAAACAUACAAGCACUGCUUCCCUGCCAUUUCUGCUCUCGAGUGGCUCUGCGACUUUACUUCUAUCGUCGGCCGAGACGAGGCCGCAGAGAUGGCUGCCCAUUUUGUCCGAUUCGGUUUCAUCCAGCUUGUCAGCGACAAGCGCAAGACGAGCGACUCGGCUGUCAUAUUCACGGUACGAGGUUCCGCCAAUACGCCCGGCACUGCGACUCAAGGUGAAUUCCGAUGCACCGCCAAGGCCAUCUAUCGCAUCACCGACGAAGGUCGCCGCGUCGCCCGAUGGGACCAUCCUAUCCGCAGCAUCGGCUCUGGAUCACGCGGAUCUCCCAACGCAUCCCAGACGAAUCUCCACGCCGAACGUCCCUCGACCGACGGCAGUCACGAAGGCAUCGUCAGCGAAAUUACUUACGGACCUGGCGCAGGGCCACAGGGCCCCGAGACCCUCGCUACCGCAACCGAGGCCAAGAUCCAGCGCAGGGCGUCCUUAGCAGAAAAGCUUCGUGAAGGAUAUCAGGCCAAUCCCGAUCGCAUCCGCAACGAGACCAGUGCUGAGCGCCUCAAGCGUGUCCUCGAGGAGCCCGCUCUCCGCGCCUUGUUCCGCGAAUUUUUGCGCGGUAAUUUCUGCGAGGAGAAUCUCUCGUUUUGGCUCGAAGUUCAGGAUCUCAAGCGUAGGUUCACCACUACUUCUACCGCUGCUGCGGCCACCCACCCGAUGCACGGUGCGACUUCCCCUCCUUCGCGCCCCGGCACGGCCAAGACGCCCACCCCUGGCCAGCAAGCAAUGGAAAAGCACCACGAGGCCCUGGUCCAAUUUACAUUCCUCAUUUACAAUACGUAUUUGGCGCCCCAGAGCCAGUGUGAGCUCAACAUUGACCAUGCGCUCCGGAACGAACUGUACGCUUACGUUGAAGACGUCUUUGCCGACAAUGGCUUCCCUCGUUCUGGGCCGGGCAACGUCGGUCCCAAAGAAGCCGCUUCGUUCAACGCGACCCAACUCCAGAACCUCAUCAAGCUCUACGAGCGGAUCCAGUUGCAUGUGUUCAGACUAAUGGCAACCGAUUCAUUACCCAAGUUUAUCAAGACUCCACGAUUCAAGGACCUUGCGAGCUGGGUAGAGGAAGUCGAGUCGGCUGAGAACGAGACAAUCGCGUCGAUGGAGGCUCUCUCGAUAAGCGGUCCGGCCGUACCACCCGGUCUAGACUCGGGCGAACAGCAAGAGGUCGGACGGGCAUAUAUGACUUUUUCGGCACAUGCGGGGGAGAAGGCGGGCCCUAAACCCCUUGGACAGGGCAUCGCCCAUCAUGCACCGAAACACGACAGGAACGCAUAA
Messenger RNA from Rhizoctonia solani, 2061 nucleotides. RefSeq names its product regulator of G protein signaling domain protein. Lineage: Eukaryota; Fungi; Basidiomycota; Agaricomycetes; Cantharellales; Ceratobasidiaceae. The transcript has 5 exons. Gene Ontology annotation, biological process: intracellular signal transduction. The record is from RefSeq and is a predicted model, not a curated record. Bases 1 to 2061 code for a protein of 686 amino acids.